Messenger RNA from Nematostella vectensis (starlet sea anemone), 1877 nucleotides. RefSeq lists its product as uncharacterized. NCBI's taxonomy places the organism in Eukaryota, Metazoa, Cnidaria, Anthozoa, Actiniaria, Edwardsiidae. The transcript has 2 exons. Gene Ontology annotation, biological process: ubiquitin-dependent protein catabolic process; protein polyubiquitination. Gene Ontology annotation, molecular function: ubiquitin protein ligase activity. Bases 478 to 1770 code for a protein of 430 amino acids. The record is from RefSeq and is a predicted model, not a curated record.
AGCCCUAGACGCGACAUUUAGUUGGUAACCGCGCUUUUUGAAUUUGCGACCGCGCUUUGAGGUAGUUAGUUAUUAACUGACCUGACAGGAUCGCGAGUCACGAAGGCCGCAGCCAAGCUACCGAAUAAAACCCUUGUUUUAAAAGAAGUGUUGAUAGAUAUACGUAUCCUAUUGCGACAUUUGGAUACCUAAAAUGCUUACGUGAUUAAAUUUUACAAAGAAACGAUCAAACACGCAAUUGAGCAAGAAUGUAUAGCGUCACUGUAAACGGUCCUAUUGAGUGAUGGCGGAAGCGCGGCGAACUACCUACAUGACUUCCGAUUAAAAUUUUAGUCUCGUGGGAGUUUUCCUGGUUUAUUGCGUAGCUAAUCCAUAACGUAUAUAUAAUUGUCUCUUAGAAUCUGUGUUCAUAGUUUUGGGAGAUUGCGAAUUUUUGAAGUAGUAGCUCGUUUUAAUAUCGCCCAUGAGCGCAAAGAAAUGGCUACCGCGAAGGCUGAAGCAAAACACUUUGAGAUUUUAAAAGGUCUCUGUCGUGUUUGCGGAAAACGGUUGAAGAAGGCAAAAAGCCUCUAUGCCCAAAGCUUUGCCUGCGGCAGUUUCAAAACAUUGCUCGAGGGCAAAUUUGGCAUCAAUGUCGAGAAGGAUGACCCCUAUAUUCAUCUGAUGCGCUUUUGUAAGUUGUGUCGUCUCGCAACAACUGACAAGGCUCCCAUAAUCUGGGAGAUUCACCUGGAAGAGGACUGCCCAACGUGCGCCUUAGAAGAGCAAAUUCAAAAAGGCGGUAGGCCGAAAAAAGCAAAGCGAGGCGGUGCGAGAGGGCAGGCUAAAAACUCCGCUUGGGAAGAGACGACAAACGUGGGUUUAAAAGCACAACUAAUCGCGCGCGUCACCGAGCUUAGUGCCUCUAUGAACACACUAAGGGACCACCGAUUCACCGAGCGCUUUGACUUUUUCGAAACGAAAAAAGAAGAGUUUCAUUGCGCUAUUUGCCUAGACGUCCUCGAAAAGCCUCUGUCAUCAAAGUGCCAGCACAGUUGCUGCUCGGACUGCUGGAAAUCUGCUUUCGAGUUGGGGGAAAAACAUCCAGCAUGCCCAAUAUGUCAAGAGACGCUGGCGGACCCUAAUGACCCCCAGCGCGCACCGCUUGUUUUAAUCCAGCUUUUAGAGGGGUACCUGGUUAAAUGUAGGGCAUGUGGUACCCGAUUGCCUUAUCACCUGUGCAACAGCCAUCCCUGUCCCCCGAGAAAGCGCCAGCGUGCGAAUAGCCCCGUCCCUGCCGCUGCUGUUGUGCUAGAUCCUCAGACCCGAACCCUCGAGCAGAUGUUAAACGAGGUCCGCACAGGCCUCGUUUCCCCUGAUGUUGCGCGACUUGGGAAUUUGAUUGUGAACACAAUCUGCAAGAAUUCGGAGGAUGGGAUAACAGCCCGAUUGCCUGGAUCUGGAAAGCCAACCGUGGUCAUGAAAAUACCUCAGGCACAGACUUCAGAUUUCAUCCGGGAACGGAAGUUUCCUUCAGGCUUUUUCGGCGAGCAGGGUGGUGAAUCAAUUCAUCAUGAACUCAACCAGUUGAACCGUGAAUUCAGCUCGAUCCACCCUGCGUCGCGUCGGCUACGAAAAAUAAUAGAAGAGCAUAGCAUUAGAGUUGCACCUCUAAACCGCUCAAAAUAUCCAGAAAAAAAAAAAUCGAAAACGAAGAGCUCACACCGCUACAACCUGAUUAAGCCGAGUCAGUCUCGUUUCUUAAUAAUCCGAGUCGUGUAUCAAUUGUAAAACUAUUGCAAAGCCAGGAGGACGCGGGAGCGACAAGUAUUACUCCUUCGAUGUUCAAAUCAGUAUUAAUAUUCUAUCGAAAAUAAACUUAAACCAACUAAAAAAAA